AUUAGUUUGUGAUUUUCUCCUCAUUCUGUAGCAGGCCCGUUGUUUCUGUUUUAUCAGACAUUGCGUCAUUCCCGUGUUCCUGCAUCACAUCACUGCAAGCCACAAGCCACAAAUUCGCCCAAGAUCCCCAAACUCCGACAUGCCUGAGUUGCCCAAGCCCAUCCGCGUCGGAAUCCUCGGCCUGUCGGCCACGGGAAGCUGGUCCGUCGCCUCGCACCUGCCCGCGCUGCUUUCUCUGCCGGAGAGCUACGCCAUCGUCGCCGUGUGCAACUCGUCCGAGGCGUCAUCGCAGGCGGCCAUCAAAGCAUACAACCUUCCCGUCGCCACCAAGGCGUACGGCUCGCCGGAGCAGCUAGCAGACGACCCAGAUGUCGACCUUGUCGUGUCGUCCACCAACGUCGUCCUGCACAAGCAGGCGCUGCUUCCGAGCAUCAGAAAGGGCAAGGCAGUGUUUUGCGAGUGGCCGCUCGGCCGGAACCUGGCCGAGGCCCAGGAGCUGCUGGACGAGAUCAAGCGGCGCAACGACGGCGACGUGAGCCGCACCGUUAUCGGCCUGCAGGGGCGGUACUCGCCGGUAGUCAAGAAGCUGUCCGAGAUCCUGUCGUCGGGGCGCGUCGGCAAGCUGCAGCGGACGAGCUUUUCGGCCCCGGCCGGGUACUGCGGCGACGAGGGGCUGGAGGAGCACGAGUACUUUUUCCGCGAGGCCGACGGCGGCAACCUCGUGUCCAUCUUCUUCCUGCACAUCAUCGAGUCGGUGCUGUUUGGGCUCGGAGGCAGGGAGUUUGCGCACUUGGACGCGGUGUUGGGCGGUGUGGGCGGCGAGGUGCAGCUCAAGAACAAGAGCGGCGACGUGGUGCGGACGAUGGUGCGCGAGACGCACAAAAGCGUGGCGAUCCAGGGCGUGCUCGACGACGGCUCCGAGCUGAGCCUGCAGCUGUGGGGAGGAAAGGGCGCGCCGGGCGACAAGGAGUCGACGUACUGGCGCGUGGUUGGAGAUAAAGGGGAGGUCAGGGUGCGAGGCACGGGACCGAAUCUUCAAAUGGGUGGUGACGAAGUCAGCAUGAGCGUGUUGGACUACGCCUCGGGUGAGGAGGAGGUGGUGGCUUUGGCGGCCGAGGAGCUGAAGCCGGUACCGGCGAACAACGUGGCCAGGCUGUAUGCAAAGUUCGCUGAGGGUCGAGCAGGCGAGUAUCCCGACUGGGAGUGGGCUGUCAAGAGGCACAUGCUGAUUGACCAAAUUUACAAGAAAAACGCAGCUCGUAGCUGAGGGGUUUUGGUGUAUGCAGUCGGCCACGUUAUCAUGUCAUAAUUAGUCGAAGCUAGCAUCUUCAAACGCUGAACCAGGGUUGUUCACUUUGCGGAAGUCUAUUUUUUUUUUUCUGCAGUGACGUUUGGAUCUGGAACAGAGGCUUUGGAGCUAGUUACUGCACAUGCAUGCAGCUAAACAAAGAACUUUUUGCAUAUCGACGCAACGCUUCUUUCCAUCGCCACUGGCUCAAAAGUAAAUAGAGCAGAUUACGUCUCUUCCACAGAAGGAGUCACCCUUAC
This is a messenger RNA of Pyricularia oryzae 70-15, 1548 nucleotides long. RefSeq lists its product as uncharacterized. The record is from RefSeq and is a predicted model, not a curated record. Lineage: Eukaryota; Fungi; Ascomycota; Sordariomycetes; Magnaporthales; Pyriculariaceae. The transcript has a single exon. Bases 140 to 1267 code for a protein of 375 amino acids. Gene Ontology annotation, molecular function: nucleotide binding.